Anolis carolinensis (green anole) is the source of this 5765-nucleotide messenger RNA. RefSeq names its product pseudouridine synthase 7 like (gene pus7l). Gene Ontology annotation, molecular function: pseudouridine synthase activity; RNA binding. NCBI's taxonomy places the organism in Eukaryota, Metazoa, Chordata, Lepidosauria, Squamata, Anolidae. The record is from RefSeq and is a predicted model, not a curated record. Gene Ontology annotation, biological process: pseudouridine synthesis. The coding region runs from base 202 to 2379 and encodes 725 amino acids. Gene Ontology annotation, cellular component: nucleus. The transcript is spliced from 9 exons.
GCUUAUGUUGUGCUUUCCGAGUCGUAGUGAUGGCUGUCUGCUUUGCUCGAUUCAAUUUUGUAGUUUGGGCCAUAAUGGUAUCUCCCAAAGUAAAAAAAACGUUGACCAUUUUCCCCUACUAGAGCCACCCCUAAUCAGUGACGGUGGUAUAUUCUGUUCGUUUGGCCACGCCCCCUGAUCUCCCCCUGCGGCGAGUGGCAAAUGGAAGAUCCCUUUGGAGACUGGGAUUGUGCUUGCAGAGGAGCUUCCAAAGACAUUCGAGAAAGACUGUCUAAUACUGGAAUGGAAGAAGGCUCAGGCACACCCGUAACACACUACGCUUCCACUUAUGUGAAUGAUCAUGUUGGCUUCUGGGGCUGUAUCAAAACCUUUCCAAGUGAUUUUGUUGUGACAGAAAUUAAUAUGCAUGGACAGUUGGUUAAUGAGAUUGCAACAGACUGUCUUCCUAAAUCUGGCGGAACCUUGUCAGACCAAAGCAGGAGCUGUCAGCGGGAUUCCAAAAGACUCAGGCUGAGUCCUUCAGAGCCAUGUAUAGAAGAAUAUUUCAGAGAACAAGAUGGGGAUGUUCAUUGUCCCUCAGAAGUUCUUCAUUCCGUUGUUGAAGAAGGUGAAGAACAUUCACUUAAGAAGGUGCGUGAAUGCUACCAUGAUAAAGCUGAGACAUUGGACUCCUUAUUAGAUCAGACUGUAAGGGAACAACUGCAUCAGUUUGCUUACUCCGUAAAAGAUAUGUGGAAUUUUAAAUCAGAACCAGAGGUUUUUUCCACUGAAUUCUCACUUGGUCCAAUUCCCAAGAAGACGGUUCGAGCCAGUUUGCAUGGUGCCAUUAGACAGGAAUACCCUUUCUUAGCCACCAUUACAAAGUCUGGUGAAAUUGUCGUAAGAGCAAAUCAGGAUUACCAGGAACUCUGUAAGUUGGUGUCCGAAGAGGAAGCUUCUGGUUUUCUGAAAUUCCUGGAUGCCAAAUUAGAAAAUUCCAAGUUUGCUUUUAGACCUGAUGGGAAUAAGGAACAUCGUAAAAAGGUUCACCAUUUCCUUAAUAAAAAAUUUGGUAAGCUUGUGGAGACAAAGUCUUUUCCCGACUCUGAGCAUAAAGUUGUAAUUAUGGUAAGGUUUCGGGAGAAAAAUGGAUACCGGAAAAGGACUAAUGCUGGGAACAGAGAGAAAGAAGAAAUUUACACAGCCUUUACUCUCCAAAAAGAGAACCUGGAAACACUUGAAGCAAUUAGCUAUUUGUCUUCUGAACUUGGUGUGCUCCCUUCAGACUUCAGUUACACAGGCAUUAAAGAUAAGAAGGCUGUUACCUACCAAGCUAUGGUUGUGAAAAAAGUAACUCCUAAAAGAUUAAAAGAGCUUGGAAUCAUAAUUGGGAAAAAAAGACUCGGUCUGUCUAAUAUACACUCCGUGAACCAAUCCCUGAGACUUGGUCAGCUGCAAGGAAAUCAUUUUGCUAUCAUCGUGAGAGAUUUAAAACUUCACAGCAACGACUGUCAUGGAAACCUAAAAGAGAGGGUUUAUGAAGCAAUGGAGAAGGUCAAGAAAAAUGGUUUCAUAAAUUAUUAUGGACCUCAACGUUUUGGACAAGGACAGAAUAUCCAUACAGAUCAAAUUGGACUGGCUUUGCUGAAUGAAGAAAUGGUCAAAGCUGUAAAAUUGUUUUUCACUCCUGAAGAUUCAGAUGACCCUGUCAAUAAAGCCAAAAAAUACUUUCUUGAGACAGAGGAUGCAAAAGGGACUCUUGCGAUGCUUCCUGACUUUAAAGUAAGAGAGAGGAUGUUACUGCGUGCUUUGAACCGCUAUGGUUUAAAUCAUGAGGGUUGUAUACAAGGCUGGCUCAGCAUUCCUCACUCCAUGCGUAUUUUCUACGUUCAUGCGUACUGUAGCAAAAUUUGGAAUGAAGCUGUGUCCUACCGGAUUAAAACCUAUGGUACAAGUGUUGUAACUGGCGAUCUGGUCUUUUCUAUAGAAGAUAAUGAAAGCUGUUCACCAAGUGACAAGGUCCAUGUCAUAACAUCUGAAGAAGAAAUGGCCAAUAAAUAUACAAUAAAUCAAGUCAUUAUACCAAUGGCUGGUUACAGCAUCCAAUAUCCCACCAAUAAAGUGGGUGAGUGGUAUCAUGAAAGACUGGCUGGAGAUGGACUUCAGAUGGGCCACUUUCGACUUCCUGCAUUGCAACUGAAUGUGCCUGGCUGCUAUCGACAUAUUCUGAAAUAUCCUCAUGAUCUGUCCUAUAGUUUCUUAGAAAACAGUGGAAAAGAUCUUACACCUGGAGGUGACUGCUUUCAGGACUCAAUAUUUUCUCUUUCUGUGUCCUUUUGGCUUGAUCCUUCAUGUUAUGCAACAGUUUGUUUGGGCGAAAUCAUGAAGUGUGAUCUUUAAAGGCAAAAUAAAGUGUUUCAUCCCAGUUUACAGGUAUAUAGGGCACUCCUUAAAUAUGGCACAGACUAAGGGAAAAAGUGGAGCUGAAAGGAAUGCUUUGACAUUUAUGUUAUUAAUCUAAUUAUAAAUUUCCAGCAGAUUAGGAUUGGGAAAAACAAUGCUGUGCAUCAAUUAUUUGGAAAAUGUGAAUUUGUGGACUUGGGAAAGACUAAGAGUUCUUACAGAAAGGACCUUUUCCAGUUCUGCUAAUAUAGUAGUGCACAUGUUCCAUCUUUUCCUCCUUUACAGAUGUUUAUUCUAACAAAGUCACAUUUUAAAAAAAACAGCUGCAGUACAUGAAAGGGCUACAAGUGGUAGAUGAUGCUUGGAUUCCUCAUAAAAUUCCUUGUUUGAGGCAGAGUAAUUGCCAGAUAAAAGCUUCACACGGAAACACCUGAACUGUGGAAACGUGGUACAUCCAUUUAUGUUGGAGUAAACCCAGUUGAAAUGAAUGGGGCUUGAAUGCAUGAUUGAGAUGUAAAAUCCUUUUCUGAACUUUACAUCAGAAAAAAGAGAGAAAUAGAACUAAUACCUAAGUGUAUCAUAUUGUUAAAAAUGAAACUGAAAUAUGGAGAGUUGCAGGAAGUACUAUAUACACAGAUGGUUAUAUAUAUAUAUAUAUUUUCAAGGAGAAAGAUGAGUGUGAUCCAAUGCCCACAUUCCUGUUCCAUUCCUAAUUGACUAAGAGUACCGUCUUCCAUGAAAGUCGAUGGUUUGAGCAUUGGACUAUUACUCUGGAGACCAUGUUUGAAUCCCAGUUUAGUAAUGGCUACUCAUUGAGUGACCUUGGGCAACUCAGCUUCAGAGGAAGGUAAAACCAAAUCCACUCUGAACAAAUCUUGCUUGCCAAGACUAUCCUAUAAUGAGGUUGUCGUAAGUUGGAAACAACCUGAAGGUACACACUGCAGCAAGCACCACCUUUCAUACUGUUAGACAUCAACCCUAUAGCUCAGGAAUAGGCAAACCGGCCUUUCAGAUGUUGCUAGACUACAAUGGCCAACAUUCCUUACCACUGGCUAUUCUGCCUAAGGUAGACAGGAGUUCAUUAUCUAGGAGCCUGAAUUUCAUCUACUUGCUUAAAAUGUUGGGUUUGAAGAGUUGGAAGAGUUCCCAAGAAACAUCUAAAUCCUGCCACUACAGAAAAUCCACAGCUGAAGCAUCUUCGAUAGGCAUCUGAACUCUGUUUACAAGCAUCCAGCAAAAGAGUUCCUCCUAGGGUUUAACUGGAAUAUUCUUUUGUUGUAGCUUGACUAUAUUGGUUUAGGUCCUCCUUUCCGUAGCAAAUGAAAACAAACCUGCUUCAUCUUUGAUACGACAGCCCUUCAGAAAUUUGUAGAUGACUGUCAUAUUUCUCAAACUUUAAUUUAAGAAUGUAAUGAGAUUUACUUUUGAUAGACAUGUGUUCAAUUAUACUGCACUCAUGCUGCAUUCGUUUGCAUAAACUAAGUAAAAUUCAGUUUCCUCCACUGCUCAUUCAUUUAGGCUUUCAUUAUUAUAAAUAUAUAGGCAAUGAAUGUGCAAACAAAUGUCAUUCCUGAAAGAAUACAUAGUCACAAUAAAAGAGCAAUUAAAUUAUACACAGCGCUUAGAACUAGAAAGCCAAAUGUGCAUUGAAGACAUGUCAACAAAGAAUUUCAGCAGAGAGACUAUGACUCUAGUCAACGAUCACCAGCAAAUCACCAGCCCCUCGUGGUGCAAUGGGUUAUACCCUUGUGCUGGCAGGACUGCUGACCGACAGGUCAGCGGUUCAAAUCCAGGGAGAGCGGGCGAGCUUCCUCUGUCAGUUCCAGCUCCCCAUGUGGGGACAUGAGAGAAGCCUUCCACAAGGAUGGUAAAACAUCAAACAUCUGGGCAUCCCCUGGGCAAUGUCCUUGCAGACGGCCAAUUCUCUCACACCAGAAAUGAUUUUCAGUUUCUCAAGUCGCUUCUGACAUGAAAAAAACCAGUAAAAUUCCUUUCACAAAAGUGACCAUGUUACUAAAGAGGUGCUUCAGGAAAUAAAAUAUUUCACAAAGCAGGUAUCAGAGAGGAGAAGAAAAAUGUUAUUUGAUGAAUAUGCUAACAAUGGAAUUUUUAAAAACCAGAGUAAUUCCUGUAAUGGAAUAUGAGUUUUUGCCAACUGCCUUGCAAUAAUCUAGAUUAUAUUGUUGUCAUUGAUGCAGAUUUUAAAGGGGCUCAUAAAUAGGAUGUCAAAAAACACAACAGUGCUAUUUUAAUGCAUUCUUGCCAAGCAGAAUGUAAGCACAAUGCAUAGAAUUAUCAAGUGAUUUUCUGUUGUGGUCACCUUGAAAGAUAUUUGAAAUACUUUUAGUAGCAUUUUAAACACCUCUCAGUUUCCUAGGUAGAUAGCAACAAUAUAUAUAGAUACAUUGGUUGCAUGCCUCAGGUUUUGCCCGUAGAUGGCAGUGCAACUUUGCAGAAUGGUAGAUGUUUGGCACCACUUUCCAAUUUUGUUGCACCCUGAAGGUAAGGGAUUCACCUUUUGAUUUUAAUUUUUAAAUGUCUCAGUGUUGCUUGUGAACUAGAAAUGAGUUCUAGGGAAUACAGACUUUCCUCAUUCGGUGCAUACAAGCUGUAGGUUACAGUACUAAAUUACAUCUCAGCUAUCAAAUAGCAGAAGUAGUCUUACUAUAUUUUAACAGGCCUUCAAAAAUGAAGGUAAUAUGUUCAAAUGGAAACAAUAGAUUAUAUAAUUGGGUGAUAUUUAUGCAAUGUUAUUUUUUCUAAUGGAAUAUUCAAUGCCAUGUGAACAUAGAGACAAAGACAGAUGCAGAAGCAAUUUAACAUUCUCCAGCUUCCUGACGGGAUGCUCGAUCCUAGCCACAAGGGGAGAAGCUGCUUCAUCAUCCUCUGUGACAUCUUGAUGGAUACUUCCUCAUUCCAAACGGCUGCUGGAUGAUUUUUAUGGUGUCAUAAAUUAGUUAAAUUAGCCUCCCCGCAAAGCGGUACCUAAAUUCCUACUUGAUAGAUGCAGCUAUCUUUUGGUUGCUUAGUUUAACAACGAGCAGGAGCUAUUUUUUUAAAGGUCAGGUCCUCACUCCGACACAGGCUGGCCUCGAACUCAUGACCCCACUUCCAUAUGUCCCUGCCCGCAGUGGAGUACCCCUCUGUCCCUCUCACUCCAGGUUUUAUCUUUGUGUUUACGCGGCCUGCCCAUGUUUUAUUGUUUUCUGAUUUCUUGAUGUAAUGCCUAUUAUCAUUUAUUGUAUUUUUUAAUGGUGCUAUGAUAUGUUGUUUUUAUAUCUUAUUAUGUUGUAUUGCUCUGGGCAUGGCCCCAUGUUAGCCGCCCCGAGUCCCCAUUGGGGAGAUGGUGGCGGGGUAUAAAUAAAGUAUUAUUAUUAUUAUUA